AUGUCCAAGGUAACGGCGCCCGGGCCCGGGCCGCCGGCGGCGGCGGCGGCGGCGGCGGCGGCGGCGGCGGCGGCGGGCGGGAAGGAGAAGCGCUCCUUCAGCAAGCGGCUGUUCCGGAGCGGCCGCGCGGGCGGCGGCAGCGGCGGCGCUGCGGGGCCCGGAGCGGCCGCGCCCGCCUCGCCCUCGUCGGCGCGCUCGGUGGGCAGCUUCAUGAGCCGCGUCCUCAAGACGCUGUCCACGCUCUCGCACCUCAGCUCCGAGGGCGCCGCCCCGGACCGCGGCGGCCUCCGCAGCUGCUUCCCGCCCGGGCCGGCCGCCGCGCCCACGCCGCCGCCGUGCCCGCCGCCGCCCGCCGCGCCCGCGCCGCCCGCCAGCGCCGCCGAGCCGGUGCCCGGGGUGGCGGGGCUCCGGAACCACGGCAACACGUGCUUCAUGAACGCCACGCUGCAGUGUCUCAGCAACACCGAGCUCUUCGCCGAGUACCUGGCGCUCGGCCAGUACCGGGCGGGGCGGCCCGAGCCCUCGCCUGACCCCGAGCAGCCUGUGGGCCGCGGCACGCAGGGCCAGGGCGAGGUCACCGAGCAGCUGGCGCACCUGGUGCGGGCCCUCUGGACCCUGGAGUACACCCCGCAGCACAGCCGCGACUUCAAGAGUAUUGUGUCAAAGAAUGCACUGCAAUAUCGGGGAAAUUCCCAGCAUGACGCCCAGGAGUUUCUGCUGUGGCUUCUGGACCGAGUUCAUGAAGACCUCAAUCAUGCUGUGAAACAAAGUGGCCAGCCUCCUGUGAAGCCACCAUCAGAGACUGAUAUGAUGCCCGAGGGACCAUCUUUUCCUGUCUGUAGCACUUUUGUACAAGAACUUUUUCAAGCCCAGUACAGAUCUUCUUUGACAUGUCCUCACUGUCAGAAACAGAGCAACACUUUUGACCCGUUCCUCUGCAUUUCUUUGCCAAUUCCUCUACCCCACACAAGGCCUCUCUAUGUUACCGUAGUGUAUCAGGGGAAAUGUUCUCACUGCAUGAGGAUUGGUGUGGCUGUGCCUCUGUCUGGGACUGUCGCCAGGCUUCGGGAAGCAGUGUCUAUGGAAACAAAGAUCCCCACUGAUCAGAUUGUGUUAACGGAAAUGUACUAUGAUGGGUUCCAUCGUUCCUUUUGUGAUACAGACGACCUGGAAACAGUCCAUGAAAGCGACUGCAUUUUUGCCUUUGAGACUCCAGAAAUAUUUAGGCCUGAAGGAAUUCUCAGUCAAAGAGGAAUCCACUUAAACAACAAUCUAAAUCACUUGAAAUUUGGAUUGGAUCAUCAUCGACUGUCUUCUACACAAGCAUCAGCAAAGCAAGGGAAAACAGACUUGCCCCCAACAAGAGCAGGAAGCGACAAGAUUGUUCUAUUAGUGUGUAACCGAGCCUGCACUGGGCAGCAAGGGAAGAGGUUUGGACUGCCUUUUGUUCUGCACUUAGAGAAGACAAUAGCAUGGGACCUUCUGCAGAAGGAGAUCUUGGAGAAGAUGAAGUAUUUCUUGAGGCCCACAGUUUGCAUUCAGGUGUGUCCAUUCAGUUUGCGUGUUGUUAGUGUUGUGGGGAUAACAUACUUGCUGCCCCAGGAGGAGCAGCCGCUGUGCCACCCAACAGUAGAAAGGGCAUUAAAAUCUUGUGGACCAGGUGGCACUGCACAUGUGAAGUUAGUGGUAGAAUGGGACAAGGAAACAAAAGACUUCUUAUUUGUAAAUACUGAAGAUGAGUAUAUUCCUGAUGCAGAAAGUGUCCGUCUGCAGAGGGAGCGUCAUCAUCAGCCUCAGACUUGCACUUUAUCCCAGUGUUUCCAGCUCUACACCAAAGAGGAGCGGCUUGCCCCAGAUGAUGCCUGGCGUUGCCCACACUGUAAGCAGCUGCAGCAGGGGAGCAUUACGUUAAGCCUCUGGACUCUGCCUGAUGUGCUUAUUAUACAUCUAAAGAGAUUUCGACAGGAAGGAGACAGGCGUAUGAAACUUCAGAACAUGGUCAAGUUCCCCUUGACUGGCCUGGACAUGACACCUCAUGUGGUUAAGAGAAGUCAGAGCAGCUGGAGCUUGCCAUCCCAUUGGUCUCCGUGGAGACGGCCCUAUGGACUCGGGAGGGACCCUGAGGACUACGUCUAUGACCUGUAUGCUGUGUGCAAUCAUCAUGGCACCAUGCAAGGGGGGCACUACACAGCGUACUGUAAGAACUCUGUGGAUGGCCUCUGGUACUGCUUUGAUGACAGUGAUGUGCAACAGCUAUCAGAAGAUGAAGUUUGCACACAGACAGCAUACAUCCUUUUCUACCAGAGGCGGACAGCUAUUCCAUCAUGGUCAGCCAAUAGCUCAGUGGCAGGCUCCACGAGUUCCUCCUUGUGUGAACAUUGGGUGAGCCGGCUCCCGGGGAGCAAGCAAGCCAGUGUGACCUCCGCAGCUUCCUCCAGACGCACCUCCUUGGCCUCAUUGUCUGAGUCGGUGGAGAUGGCCGGGGAGAGGAGUGAAGAUGAUGGAGGUUUCUCCACUCGGCCAUUCGUGAGAAGUGUCCAGCGUCAGAGCUUGUCAUCCAGAUCUUCUGUCACCAGCCCUUUGGCCGUUAAUGACAAUUGCAUUAGACCUUCUUGGUCCCUGUCCGCUAAGCUGCAGAUGCGCUCCAAUUCUCCCUCCCGGUUCUCAGGGGACUCUCCGAUCCACACCUCUGCCUCCACCUUGGAGAAGAUUGGGGAGGCAGUGGAUGACAAAGUCUCCAUCUCCUGCUUUGGCAGCUUGCGGAACCUUUCCAGCAGUUACCAGGAACCAAGUGAUAGUCACAGCCGACGUGAGCACAAGGCUGUGGGUCGGGCCCCUCUGGCUGUCAUGGAAGGUGUGUUCAGAGAUGAAUCAGACACCCGCAAAUUGAACUCCAGUGUUGUAGACACACAGAGCAAAAACUCAGCACAAGGGGAUCGUGUGCCCCCCAUCUCCGAUCCAUUUGAUAACAAUAACCAGAUUGCUUAUGUGGAUCAGAGCGAUUCUGUAGACAGCUCUCCAGUCAAAGAGGUGAAACCCACAAACCACCCGGGCUCCCUCACAAAGAAACCAGACAGCACAGCCAAGAGAUCCCCCAGUUCCAAAGGCGCUUCUGAACCAGAUAGAAGCUUGCGGAAGGGGAGACCAGUCUUGGCAAGCCAGGAAUCAUCUCUUUCAAGUACAUCCCCUUCUUCUCCUGUUCCUGUAAAAGUUUCUGUAAAGCCCUCCCGCUCCCGAAGCAAAGCAGAUUCUUCUUCCAGGGCCAGUGGACGGCAUUCCUCCCCUGCCCCUGGCCAGUCCAGAAAGGAGUCCUCCCCCAAACCCCAGGACUCCGUGUCAUCUCCUUCGCCCCAACGGCAAAAGUCCUCUUCCUCCCUCACCUACACCGCUUCCUCUACAUCUGCCAAAAAAGCUUCGGGCCCUGCUGCAAGGGGCCCCUUCCCUCCUGGGAAGAGCAGGACUUCAGACCGGAGCUUGAGUAGAGAGGGCUCCAGGCAAAGCCUUGCUUCGGAUAGAGCCAGCGUUACCUCCAGCUCUAAACCCAACUCCCCCCGGGUGAGCCAGGCCAGGGCAGGGGAGGGCCGCGGGGAUGGAAAGCAUGUCAGGAGCUCCUCCAUGGCCAGCCUGCGUUCCCCCAGCACGAGCAUGAAGGCUGGUCUCAAGAGGGACAGCAAGUCGGAGGACAAGGGGCUGUCUUUCUUCAAGUCAGCCUUGAGACAGAAGGAAACCCGGCGGUCAACUGACCUUGGCAAAACAACCUUGCUCUCCAAGAAGGUUGCUGGGAGCUCUGUCAAGCUGGCUGGUAAGAGUGGCAUGGACGACAAGGCAGAGAAAGGCUACCAGUCUCCAGGUGCCCAGCAGCCAAAUGCAAGUACAGUUGGAAAAGAGCAGUUUGUCUCUAAGGACCCUGCUUCUGCUAAACAUUCCCUGCUGUCUGCUCGUAAAUCCAAGUCUUCCCAGCUAGAUUCUGGAGUGCCCUCGUCUCCUGGUGGCAGGCAGUCUGCUGAGAAAUCCUCAAAAAAGUUAUCUUCUAGCAUGCAAACCUCUGCACGGCCUUCUCAAAAACCUCAGUGAUGUUUCUGCAAUCCAAGUGUUUUAUCUGUAAAGAUGUUUAUUUAUUUAGAACCCUUUCCCUCCCACCAAAGCCCUCUAUGCUUUUGUUUUGUAUGUUUUGGGUCACGUGCCUGGUGUGUGUGUGUGCGCGUGCGCGAGUGUAUGUGUGUGUAGAAUUCAACUGCAGAUUGUUAAAAGCGUCGCCUUAUUCUGCCAUUGAACCAAAUAACAGCCAUAGGCAAAGCAUUGAUACAAGCUAACUGGAAUAAUGUAGAUGAGACCCUGGGCGGUCCCUUUAGCAAUUGUACAUACUUUCUAGAGAACUCUAAUGACUUUUGUUGGACACUAGGGUUUGGAAAUCUGUGAACCAGUUAAGCUGUCAUUAGUGUGUACUGUAGAAGGAUUGGGUUAUUUGACUUGGGUUUCAUCUGAGCAGGAUUUGUCCUCACAGCUGAUUGUCGUGUGGCACCAGGAGCUCUAAAAACUGUGACACUAACAGUGAAACCAACAAACCGAGAGAAGACUUUGCUUUCUGCACUUUGGCCCCAUCUACCAGUCUCUGUAAAGGGCAAUAUUUUAACACUAAUGUUUCUCAGGUAUAUACUCAGCUAGUCUACAGUGGAUGCGCAUCAGUAAAAGGGUUAAUGAAGGAGGUGGCCUGUGGGGUGACUGUCAUUUCUCUGACUGCCACAGAUAGAAAUUUCUAGAGGUAGGAAAGAAGUCUUUCAUACCUUCAUGUCUGCACAGAUGUAUGUAUCAUAAGCUGUCUUGAUUCUUAGGAUAUGUCCUAAGAGGUGGUACAUUUGGACAGCCAGAGAGCCAGUCACUAGUUCAUUUUGUUUUUCUUCUAAAUUUGCUACGCUAAGGCCUUUGAAAUGCAGUAGAGCAGUUAACACAUUUGAAAGAUUCCUGGAAAAAAAUGGAUUCUGAAUUGGAUGCAUGAAUCUGUACCAUUUUCCUUCUCUGGUGUUGCCUUUUUCUGUGUUAGAAGCUAAAGCUCCAUGCUGCCUUGCGUGCACAUGCCUGUGUUUCUUGUAACUUGGAGAAGAAAGAAGUUGCCUAAUGCCAAAAGUCAGUUAGUUGAUGGCGUGUUGAAGCAAUGUGUGACACAGUAUUACGUGUGCACUUCUGAUCCUGCCUGCCUGUCAAAGUUGUAGAUUGCUUUUCAGUAAGUCAUUUUUUUCUUUGUGCUUAAGAUUUCAUCUCUUAACCAGAACUCAAAAGUAGGAGUGGGGCAUGUUCCAUCUGGCAUUGUCAGUGCAAAUUACAUUUCAUGUUUAGAAAACAAGGGAACCUCACAGAAUCUCACAGAUAAGCAAGAUAUGUAGUUUUUCAAGCUUUCUGGAGGUAUCCUGGCUAUUUAUAGCCUUUUUUCCCCCAUUUUUAUAUUUUUUUAAAAUGUCGAGAGUCAUGGUCCUGAUUCUCUUUGAAUUGCAUUUGUCACUUUGCCAUGAAGUAUAGCAUGCUAAGUUUAUAUGCUUUUAAAUAUUAACUUUUUAAAAAAAAUUAAAGCCUUCCAAUUCUUCCUGAACUCUUGGUGCACAGAUCCAUUUAUAACCUUCCUUUUCAGUAUUGCUCUGUGUGAAGUAGUUAGAACACAUGCAUAUGAAUAGUUAUGAAUUCUGCACUGCCUUCCCCCCCCCCCCCCCCAGUACCUCUUGGGAAGUAUUUCCCAUAGGUUUCUAACUUUAUUUUGCUGCUAUUUUGAGCAUUAGCAGGUAACUUGCGAGUCUGGAGGCCAUUUAUGUUGAGGAUAGCUAGAAUUUUAGACCCUUGCAAUAUUUAAGACUUAGCUCCUCAGCUUUGUGAAAGCUACCAUAGUGCUCCAUGAAGUUCAUUGAACGUGAGCCUGUUGCCCUGUGCACUUGGUCCUAUACUCACCCCUUCACUCGGUGUCCCUGUUUCACUGCACAGGCGUCUGGUUUCCCAAAGCAGCAUUCCUCUCCUCUGCUGUAGUGUGACUGUGUAAGACCGGUUGCCAUCAGUGUUGUUCCUGCCUCUGCGGGCACACUGACAGCCCCAUCAGUGUUUGGCCACUGCUAGUUUUUCAGUGUCACAUUUAUUUCCUGGAAAGGAUACACCAAGUAUGGGAUCGUCAGUACCAGGAAUUGAAUGUCUGAUUGGAGCUUCUUGUCUUUCUUUGAAAUAAGUGAAUAUCCUGUGAAAUCUAUCUGAAGCUCUGCAAUAGCCUUGGAAUUGAGUUUGACUACAAAAAGGAUUUUAAUAACACCUUUCUCUAGGGCUACUAUCAGUUAAGCAUUAGUAGAAUGUAGUUUAAUUUUCAUAGUGGCAAAUAUUUUUAUUCUCGAGUCCUCCAGGAAUGGAUUUUCCAUUAUAUCUAGUGUUUUAAGCAAAAAACAAUUCUCCAAAUGUCUUUAAUUUUCCAUGGGAUCUAGAAAUAAAAUUUAAGCAUCUGUAAACUAUAUAUCUAUGGAGUUUAGUCCCCUUUUUUGGAUAUAAAAAAAAAUCAGGAAGUGUGGCAUUGUCUAGGCAUCUUUAAGCUGUUUCAUUUCUGGGCUUGGUAAAUAAUGAAAAUCACAUCCCUAGCUACAGGUACAACCUUUAAGCCACAGAAAAGGAUAUUUGCCCAAAAGUUUGGAGAUGCUCUUUGAGGUGUGGAAGAUCUUAUUGGAAAAUUAUUACUUGGUUCAAUUCAGUUGUUUGGUAGGCAAGUUAGUUGUUUGGUAGGGACUUGGUGUUUGCUUUGUUUUUUAUUUUCCCAGUGAUGUUUGGCACAUUGAGCAUAUCUAUGCUUUGAGGUUAAAAAUUAUCUGCUGAGGAUGGUGGGCCUGGGUUUCUGGUUGACAACUAGGUGGGUCUGAGUAGAGCAGUCAUUUCCUGGUAGGCACAGAAUAAUCCCUGACAGUAGUGUUGUUCUGUAAUGUUUUUUUGCUUUUAAAAAGCUUUUUAUUUUUGAUUUCUUUUCCUGUGAACAUCCAGUGCACUGAGACCAUGUCAUUCCUUCAGACAGCCCUGCACCUUGCCUCUGUAAUCCCUUAUAUAAUGUGGAAGCACAAAGAAACCGUUAAGCUCACUUCAUCUCAAGAUCACCUCCCAGCCCUUAGGGUUUCCCAUCCUAAAAGCAGCCUAACUGAAAUGAAUACCUUGCUGGACCAAUAGAAACGGACGUGGGAAUAUUUGUGGUCUGGUAAAAUAUUGUAAUUUGAUAUGAGGCUGCCCUCAACCCUUGUAAUCAUUCUUCAUUCAUUCAUUCAUUCAUUCAUUCAUUCUGCAAACGUUCGUUGAGGGCCUGCUUUGCUCGUAAAGGCGAGCAGAAAGUGUCAGGAAUUUGCUGUAGUCGAGGAGCCCUGGGAGCGCAGCUGAUGAGCCAAGGGAUGCCUGUGAUACCCCAAAUGGAGUGACGGUCCCCGACCCCCGAACAAAGAGAGCAAGUGGAUUCUGGUGAACCGGCCAAGGCCUGUGGUCCUCUUGAGCAAGUCUCUCCUGUUCCGGAAACCAAAAGUGCCCUUCUUCAUCUUUGGAGACAUUUUACUCUUACAUCUACUUUUUUCAGACUGAGCUGUCUCUGCUACUUAGGGGUUGAAAAUCCAUUACAAAGUCACUUUCCAUUAGAAUUUGGUCAUCCAUGUUUGUAUGAAACAGAUAUGGGGAUGCGGGGGUGGGGGACAAAUUGCCAUCUCUCUAAAGAAACUAUCAUGGAAAAAACUAGGGACAGUAUGUAAAGGAAGCAACAAUGGCAGCCUUGAGGAAAAAUGGAACAGAGAAGAGCUGUGAACAGAGCUCACUUAUUUCAAAUAAAUGUGUUUUUAAAAAUA
Molecule: messenger RNA, 7829 nt
Organism: Nyctereutes procyonoides (raccoon dog)
Lineage: Eukaryota; Metazoa; Chordata; Mammalia; Carnivora; Canidae
Gene: USP31
Product: ubiquitin specific peptidase 31
Exons: 16
Coding region: 1-4074 (1357 amino acids)
Biological process (GO): protein deubiquitination
Molecular function (GO): cysteine-type deubiquitinase activity
Source: RefSeq, a predicted model, not a curated record